CAAACGCCCAAACAUCGGUCCUAAACGAACGUCGCCCUUACAGUCCCAUUGAUAGCUACAAGCUGACAAGAUGAGUAAAAUGUGGGAGGUGGAUCCGGAGACGAGGAGUAAGUUGCUCGAGAUCCAGAAGACGAACGAGAACAACAAAUGCAUCGACUGCAAUGCGCCCAGUCCGCAAUGGGCCUCUCCCAAACUGGGCAUCUUCAUGUGUCUCUCGUGCUCGGGCGUCCACCGCGGCCUAGGCGUGCACAUCUCCUUCAUCCGGAGCAUCACCAUGGACGCAUUCAAGGGAUCCGAGCUCGCGCGCAUGGCUGCAGGCGGGAACAAGCCGUUCCAAGAUUUCUUCAACGCACACCCUUCGAAUGUCAAGGAGGGGCGCACAUUCGAGCAGUCCUCGAUACAGGAACGAUAUGAUUCCGAGGCCGCGGAUGAGUGGAAGGAGAGAUUGAGCUGCAAGGUCGAAGGUCGGGAAUUCGACAAGGCGAAUCUGCCUAAACGGUUACCGAAGAAGGACAAGGACACAGUUGCUGCGGGAGCGAGUGCGCCUCUCAGCGGACGCGCGAGCACCGCCGGGAGUAGGAGUCAGACACCUUUGGGAAAGACACGGAGUAACGAGUCCUCGAUGCAGCGGUCGGGGUCGCCCGCGCUGGGGACCGCGUCUCUAGCGGGCAGCAGGAAAGCGCAGAAUGAGGCGUAUUUCGCGAGAAUGGGGUCGGAGAAUGCGAAUAGGAGGGAUGACAUACCGCCGAGUGAGGGGGGCAAGUACGCAGGUUUUGGCAGCGAGCCGGACUCGUGGAAGAAAAAUGAUGAGCCUGGGGCGCCGCCGGCAUUAGAUGAUUUCCAGAGGGACCCUGUCGGAGCGCUGACGAAGGGGUUUGGAUGGUUGGGGGCGAGCGUGAGUAGGGUGGGGAAGACGGGGUAUGAGGGGUGGGUGAAGCCGGGUAUGCAGAAGCUCGCAGAAGCCGAUCUCGCAGCACAAGCACGCAACACCGCCGGAAUUCUCGGCCAAGGUAUCCAACAAGGGACAGCCAGCGCCAGCAGUGCCCUCACAAGGCUGGUCGAAGGGGACGACCGACCUGCUGCCAAGCGCUCCACCGUUGAGCCCGAGAAGAAAGAUUUCUGGGAUUCCUUUGGCGCGCCGCCUUCGGGACCGAGCAAAGACAAGCAGGACUUCUGGGACGAGUUCGCGAGUGCGGGUGAGGCGAGGACGAAGAAUAAGACGGUGGUGGGCAUGGGGGCGCCGAAGAAACCGAGUGGGAUUGGAACGAGCGCGGUGAAGAAGACGGCGCCGAAGAAGGACGAUGACGGAUGGGGUGACUGGUGAGGGAUUUGCAUCUCAGGCAUGUGCUAUGUUGGGUGUACGGAGUUUGGGUUUGAAAUGAUGGGCGGAUUAGCGUGCAUGUUUAUAGGUGAGGUGUUUGUUCUCUUGUUGAUAUAUUUUCAAUCACUUGUACGAGUUUCAUAUCAGUGAACUGUUCUGCUAACUUGGAAGAUUUCUUGCAGGCGCUGGGAAUUAGUAGAUAUCCAAUGGC
This is a messenger RNA of Westerdykella ornata, 1532 nucleotides long. Its product is annotated as ArfGap-domain-containing protein. The transcript is spliced from 4 exons. Gene Ontology annotation, biological process: regulation of ARF protein signal transduction; regulation of endocytosis. Gene Ontology annotation, cellular component: Golgi membrane. Gene Ontology annotation, molecular function: GTPase activator activity. Bases 71 to 1324 code for a protein of 417 amino acids. NCBI's taxonomy places the organism in Eukaryota, Fungi, Ascomycota, Dothideomycetes, Pleosporales, Sporormiaceae. The record is from RefSeq and is a predicted model, not a curated record.